GCGGGCGCCAGGGCGUAAGAUGGCGGCGCUCGGCGCAGGCGGCUCCGCCGCGGGGCUCGCGCGGCUCCGGCGUGUGGCGCGAACGCUGUGGGGCUGGCGCGCGCGGCGGGGCCUCGGGCAGGAGGCGGGAGCCGCGGGCGGAGGGGAAGGCGGCAGGCCCGCCUUUACGGAUGAAGCAGUUCAAAGCCUGCUCUGCAAAAUGACGGGGCUCAACCUGCAGAAGGUGUUUAGGCCGGUGAAAAUGGAGCUUAAACCGCCCAAGUACAAGCUGAUGACAGAAGCUCAGCUGAAAGAGGCCACAAGAAAAGCCAUUGAGGAAGCUAAAGAAAAACUAGUCAUGCCCCCUGUUUUGAAUGAACGAGAGCCAAUUGAUGAUGUGUUAGCAGAAGAUAAAUUCCUUGAAGGAACUGAAACUACAAAAUAUGUGUUUACAGAUUUAACUUACUCUGUUCCACAUCGUGAACGUUUCAUUGUAGUUAGAGAACCAAAUGGUGUAUUACGCAAAGCAACCUGGGAUGAACGAGACAGGAUGAUACAAAUAUUCUUCCCGAAAGAAGGGCGCAGAGUUAUUCCCCCAGUGAUAUUUAAGGAUGAACACCUUCCGAAUGUAUUUCGGCAAGACCGUCAUGAGGAUCUCCUUAACAUGUGCAUUGCUCAGUUUGAGCCAGAUUCACCUGACUAUAUCAGAGUUCAUCAUCGGACAUAUGAUGAUAUUGAGAAACAUGCCAAAUAUGAUCUGCUCCGUUCAACGAGACACUUCGGAGGAAUGGUAUGGUAUCUAGUAAACAGAAAGAAAACGGAUGGCUUACUAAUAGAUAUGAUCCACAGAGACUUGCUGGAUGAUGCUACAAGUUUAAUUACACUGUAUCAUAUGCUUCAUCCUGAAUGUCAAUCAGCAAAAGAAGCUAAAGUACAGAAACUUCAAGGAGUUGAUCUGAUCAAGGUAUUUGUGAAAACUGAAUCACAGAAAGAAGGCUAUGUACAACUGGCCCUCCAGGCUCAUGAAGAAGCAAUGGCUACUUCUACAGGCUCAUGAAAUAAAGCUUAUGAUGAACUAAGGUUCAAGUCUGUUUAUAAACAUUCUCUCUGUACGAUUUCACAAUAAAUGCUUAAAACAA
Molecule: messenger RNA, 1118 nt
Organism: Falco peregrinus (peregrine falcon)
Lineage: Eukaryota; Metazoa; Chordata; Aves; Falconiformes; Falconidae
Gene: MRPS22
Product: mitochondrial ribosomal protein S22
Exons: 8
Coding region: 20-1036 (338 amino acids)
Cellular component (GO): mitochondrial small ribosomal subunit
Molecular function (GO): structural constituent of ribosome
Source: RefSeq, a predicted model, not a curated record